AUGGCCAUGAACUUCGCCCCCUACCAAUCCUCGCCGCCCGAGAGCGAACGUGCCAAAUCGCCGCCGCCGCCGCUACGCUCCCCAACCGCCUCGCCCAAACCGCAUCAACAACACCGCCGGCAGCCCUCGCGCAACAUCUCCUCCGUCGCCGAUCAAGAAGACCCCUGGGCCGCCGCGCGCGCACAGAGGUUGCCUGACCCAUCGCAGUACGCCGACGACGACGACCUCGAAAGCGGAGGGUACCAAGACCUGGAUAACUCAGGCCCCCGGCCUUACAACGAUCGGUACAAUGAUUAUAUUGGAAACAGCGCGCUGCAGGGUGGAGGCAACACGGGUGGUGUGAGCAUAUUCGAGACGUCGCUGGGACUGCCGCUGCGGAUUGAGGCGUGUCUGGCGUACUUGCUUCUCCCUCCCGCGGGCGGUGUGGUGCUCUUGCUGUUCGAGCACAAGAGCGAUUAUGUGCGGUUUCAUGCUUGGCAGAGCGCGUUGGUGUUCAGUGCGCUGUUCCUCAUCCAUGUCAUCUUCAGCUGGACGGCCGUCAUGAGCUACAUCAUCCUGGUCUUUGAUUUGCUUCUGAUCGGGUAUCUGGUCGUGGGUGCCUGGAGGAAUGCUGAGACGUUGGACAGGGUUGAGUUGCCGGUGUUUGGAAGGCUGGCAAGCAGUUUUGUGGACGAUGAGUGA
Molecule: messenger RNA, 681 nt
Organism: Zasmidium cellare ATCC 36951
Lineage: Eukaryota; Fungi; Ascomycota; Dothideomycetes; Mycosphaerellales; Mycosphaerellaceae
Exons: 1
Coding region: 1-681 (226 amino acids)
Source: RefSeq, a predicted model, not a curated record